Molecule: messenger RNA, 4102 nt
Organism: Diabrotica balteata
Lineage: Eukaryota; Metazoa; Arthropoda; Insecta; Coleoptera; Chrysomelidae
Source: the annotation of a GenBank genome assembly
GACACUGCCAGCCAAGUUGCUAACCAACUGAGAGAUCUGUCAGAAGUUAUUUUUCUAAAUUUUAUUUAUAAAAACUAGCUGAUAACUGAUAAGCCUGAACCAUGGUGAUUAAAGUGUAUAUUAGUGGUAUUUCUGGAAACAAGGAGGUGAAAAAACGACAACAAAGGGUCUUAUUAAUAUUGGACUCUAAAAGUGUAAAGUAUGAGGUGAUAGACAUAGCAGAGCCAGGGGCUGAGGAACUCAAAGACUUCAUGCAAAACAAAUCUACAGCUUCAGGGGGCACAAUCAGUGAUCCGAACCCCAGGCACCCUCUCCCACCUCAAAUAUUCAAUGAUGAUGAAUACUGUGGGGAUUACGACAUGUUUGAUAUGGCCAAUGAAAUAGAUGAAAUGGAGAAGUUCCUAAAGGUCGAACCAAAUUCCCUAGGAGAACAGACAGCCACAGCAGAGGUACAACUUAAAAAUGGCGAUAUAUCUAUUGAUGAAAAAAUAGACAAAUUGGUUGGUAGCGGAACUGGUGAAGAGGAGUCGAAAGAGAAUGAAGUGCCUAAUGACCAGGAAGCCAAAGAGGACAAGGAUUCUGAAGAUAAAAAAGAGGAAUCAUUAGACAAUGAAGACUCAGUAGAUAAAGAAAAGAAUGAAGAGUCUACCGAAAAAGAGGAAACAAAUACAGAUGAAUCUGUUAAAAACGAAAAUGAAGGUGAAUCUGAUAAAAAAGAGGAUUCAAACACAGAUGAAUCGGUCAAAGACGAAAAUAAAGAUGAAUCUGGCGAAGAGGAAAAGAAAGACGAAUCUAGCAAAGAAAAAACUGAAGAUAAAUCUGACAAAGAAGAAAAUAAAGAUGAAUCUGGCGAAGAUGAAAAGAAAGACGAAUCUAGCAAAGAAGGAACUGAAGAGGAGUCUGUCAAAGAAGAAAAUAAAGAAGAAUCUGCUAACGAAGAAAAUAAGGAGGAAUCGAUUAAAGAUGAAGAAAAAGACGAGUCUCAAGUUAAAGAAGAAAAGACAGAUGAAUCUGAUAAGAAAGACGAGACAGACGAAUCUGAAGUUAAAGAAGAAACUAAAGAGGAAUCUGUAACAGACGAAGAUAAGAACGAAUUUGUUACAGAUAAAUCUACAGAAGAACUUAAAGAUGACGUUGCCGAAGAUGAAAACAAAGACAAUAAAGAAGAAAACAAAGAAGAUUCUGUUAAAGAUGAGUCUAAAGAAGAAAGCAAGGAUGAAUCUGUUACAGAAGAAAAUAAAGAUGAAUCUGCAAAAGAAGAGAGUAAAACAGAUGGAUCUACCAAAGAAGAAAGUGAAGAAGAAUCUGGUGAAGACGAAAGUGAGGAUGAACAAUCAGUUGAGGACGAAGAUAAAGAAGAAUCUUUAAAAGGUGAAGAUAAGGAAGAAUGUGCGAAAGAACAAAGUAAAGAAGAGCCUGUAAAGGAGGGAUCGGUAAAUAAAGAAGACUCAAAUGAGAAGGAAACUGAACAAAAACUUAUAGACAAAGAGGAAUCUGUCGAAACGGAAGCAUCGCCUGAAAAAGAAACGGAAGAAGAAACUGCGCAAGAGGAACCAGCAGAAAAUACAGAAACGGUAGAGAAAGACACCGAAGAUUCAACACAAAAAGAGGGCUCUGUUGAAAAGGAAGAACCUACAAAAGAAACUGGCGAUGAUGUCGACGAGAACGAAGAGGAAGACGACAAAGAAGAUGAAAAAGAAGCUUCCCCCGAAAAGUCUGAUGAAUAAAUACUAGGAUUAUACAAACAAACGCACUGAUGACCUAAUUAUAAGAAGUCGAAACACCAAAAUUAUUUUUAAAUUCGUUAUUGUUUUGCCCGUUUAUUUAAAGUUGUUUAUCGAGUCCUUUUAGGGAGAAUUUUCAUCAAAUUUAAUUGUGUUUCAGUGUAUUACCAACUCAAAUAGGUUUAUCUGGAAAUUAGUUCGUGCUUAGGUCUGUUUCUUCGAGUUGACUUGUCUGAAGUCCUAUAAAUUGUGAAUUACUUCGUCGAAAGUAACUUAAAUUUGAAGGAUUCUAUGUGCCAACACUUUUAAUGUGUUUUUUCACUUUUUUUGCAAAAUAAUUGUCUACAUCAAGGCUGAGAAAGCUUUUGUAAUAGGCUGGUUAAACUAUCUACAUAAAUUUUUCAAUACCGAUCACAAAAAUGGCAUACAGAAAUUCAUAAAUCAAUUAUUGAUAAAAUAUCUUCAUCUGUGGGUCAUAUAUGACUUGACUCUUCGUCGUCAUAGGACCUUAUGUGUUCCCACCUGGACUAGAUAUAGCUUGCAACCGUUUUUGUGGCAGCUGUAUUUUUUUAUUUGGAAUACAGAGUAAUGAUUUCGUUUUGUGACCUUAGUUCGAUUAAAAUUGUAUAAAAUUUUCUAAGAAAAAAGUUUUCUUUUAUCUGGUUCCAUAUGUCUGUAUCAGCUCAGAAUAACCUUAUUUGAGUUGGUAAUUUAUCAAUUUUAUUAAAUUAAAAAACUUUUAUUUAUUUUUUUAACUUGUGCUAUUACAAAAAUUGUAUGCCAGUUAACAUGACCUUUAAAAUGACCUUGAAGAUUAGGACUGACAUAAAACUGUGGGUCUGUGGUGAAUUCCACAAUACUGUGAAUAAAAGUUCUACAAGGACAUAUUGUAUAAUUUCUAGUGCUACUUGGGCUAACAAAAGCUUUUGACAAAGUUUGAUAUACAAGUUUUAUGAGUAUAAUACACAAGAUGAUUUGUAUGCCAAAAUAUUCCAGUCCUAUCACAACUGAUAAUUUUAAUAAUAGGCUUAAUAUUGAGAUUUGACAAAAAUGAAACAUUCAGUGGUACAAGGAUAUGUUUUGGAACCCAUAUAGUAUCUAAUUCAUAUAGUUCCUGAUUCUUCGAGUUGUUUUUUUUUAGGUCCUAAACUCUCACAAUUUUUGUACUAGUACACAAAAAAACUAACCAAUUGUGUGAUAUUUGUGUGGUAAAAUAAAACAAGUAAAAAAGACUUUUUCCAACCGGUUUUUAUCAUGAAAUGUAUACUUAAGCUUUGAAUUCUACUUUUUAAGGUAAUCUCAUUUUUUAAUUUAAUAUUUUAAACUAUUUUUGGAUAGCAUAUUUACUAAUGCUCGCUUCGCUUUCGAUAAUGAACGUUUUAGAGUCAUCGUCAGUAUUAAUUUAGUCAGGGGCUCAGCGAAAAAAAGCUCUCUUUACGCCGUUCUCAGUUUUCUACAGUGUUAUUAUGACAAUAUAACUGAACUGAACUUAUUCUAAAUGACAUUGUUUUCAGUUUAUGAACUUUAAGGUUAAUCAAUUCUGCGUGAUUUUCCCCACUUCUAAAGUGCGAACUGUGUUUUGUCAUCAAGACACUGUAGUCCUUGUCAGAAUACAAUAUUUUUGGAUACAUUAGCGCAGAACUCGGAACAUGCCUCCUAAAGAGACAUCGAAGGCUUGACACAGCAAUAUUUAAGAAGUAGAAAAUGAUUCUAAUCAGAUUGGUUUAUGUAGGAAUAAAAUAUAAGAAAAUGAGUAAGUUUUAAGUGAGAAAACUGAAACGGCGUUGAAAAACAAUAUGGGUUGUUUUAGUACUUUUUGGUGUUUCUUAUUGCAAAUGUCAAAAUAUUUAUUCUCGCCUAAAAUCGUUCCUUAUUUAUUUCUUAUCAUCUUAUAUCAUAAUUAUAUUUCAUAUAGGAAUUUUUGUAAAUGCGCUGUUAAAAAUGGGAGACUGUCUGUGAAUUACUUUUUUCUUUAAACAUUAUAGAAAUGGUGAAAAAGUAUUUCUAGUUCAGUCAAUGUUGUAUAGUUCAACUUGUUUUAAUUGACAAUUUUGGUGUAUAAGUUGAAAUAAUAUGCGUAGUAAUAUCCAGUGUGUGGGUGCGGAUUUUUGAUAUCUAACUGUCAAGGCCACGUAAUCAGCCAAAGUAAUAUUUUUAAUUAAUCCAGUCAAAUAUAUCGAUUCAUUCGAUUUUAUACCGAACUUUUAAAAGUAAGAAAAUCUUUUAAGUUGGACUUUGCAGCAUUACGAGGUACUUGGUACUGCUUUGAUCAAAAUAUUGUUGCAUAUGAUAUAUGUUAACUGUUAUCUUAUUUUGGAUUUUGUAAAUAUUUAUUAUAUCUUUUAUGAUCUAUUUCAAAUAAACUAUCAUUUUCUUUU